Messenger RNA from Triticum urartu, 629 nucleotides. NCBI's taxonomy places the organism in Eukaryota, Viridiplantae, Streptophyta, Magnoliopsida, Poales, Poaceae. The record is from RefSeq and is a predicted model, not a curated record.
UCAAGAUGUCCUUCCCCUGGCCUAUAAAUUCAGCAAGCGUCUAGCUCAACACCAUCACCUCUUCAUCAGCUCAUCCACCAACUGAGCACUGCAACAUCCAUAUCACACACUUCUUCAAAUUCUCACAAAGAUAGAUAGAGAGCCAACCAUGGCCGGUGCCAAAAGACUUGCGCAAUUGGCAAAUAAGUGGAGGGUUGAAGCACUUGGGAGGAAGAGGCUCACAAUGUCAACCAAAGAAGACCAAGACUGCUGCAGUUCUAUACCGGCCAAGGGCCACUGUGUCAUGUACACAGCCGAUGGGAGGCGUUUCGAGGUCCCGUUGGAGUGCCUCAGCACGAUGGUCUUCGGCGAGCUCCUAAGGAUGUCUCAGGAGGAAUUUGGCUUUGCAAGCGAUGGGAAGAUCACACUGCCUUGUGAUGCCGGGGUGAUGGAGUAUGUCAUGUCCCUGCUUAGGAGAAACGCCACUGCCGGCGUCGAGAGUACAUUGCUGAGCUCUAUGGUGACAUCUUGCCACUACACUGGCCAUAUGAUGCCUACUGUUGGAGCUAGUCAACAAAUUUGUUGUUUGUAGCUUCUGAAGAAUAUGAAUGCAGAGACCCUGAUGUUGCCUUCUGUUUUUUCGUAGUUUG